Molecule: messenger RNA, 345 nt
Organism: Gongylonema pulchrum
Lineage: Eukaryota; Metazoa; Nematoda; Chromadorea; Rhabditida; Gongylonematidae
Source: the annotation of a GenBank genome assembly
GCGGCUGAACUGAGUAGUUGCAUAAUUUUAAACUUUUUUAAUUUUCAGGUUGGAACAUACAGCGCCCUGAACUCACAGGGUGCUCUUGUUGAAGCGAAAACGUCUCCGGAAACUCAAAAAGAAUUGGCUGCUUUAAUUCAGAUUCCUGUUGUCGCAGGAACUGUUAAUCGCGGCUCAAAUUUGAUCGGCGCUGGUCUGUUUGUAAAUGACUGGAUAGCAUUCACCGGUCUGGAGACGACCAGCACCGAAUUAUCGGUGAUUGAAGCGGUCUUCAAACUCGAUGAUCGUGAAACAUCCUCUAUUAGGACUGAUAUGCGUGAUUCAUUGAUUGAUAAUAUCAUGUAA